Molecule: messenger RNA, 666 nt
Organism: Rotaria socialis
Lineage: Eukaryota; Metazoa; Rotifera; Eurotatoria; Philodinida; Philodinidae
Source: the annotation of a GenBank genome assembly
AUGAAUGAGAAUCAGUUAGCCAAUUUUACUGGUUCCCGUGGUCGACCUGCACUUAUAGAGGUACAUAAAAAUGCAGAAAAGGGUAUUAAAGGUCCUUGCUUGCUUCGAGCAUUAUCAAAAUUUGAUGUUGGCCGUUGUUUUCUCGUCGAUAGCUUACACAACAUCUACUUGGGUUUGUUUAAACGGCUUCUAUCACUUUGGUUAAGUCGUAAAGAUAAGAAUGAGAAUUGGUCUCUAUGGUCUCGAACAGACGAAUUGUCAAGUUUGUUGGAUAAAGUUCGCUUUUCAUCUACAACUACCAGACAUCCUCGUCCUUUUCAUAAAUUCUCAAAAUACAAGGGCAGUAAAUACCAACUUGUUUUACUGUUUGGUUAUUCGAUAUUUGAGAGUAUACUCAAACCUGAGUGUUAGGAUCGCCAUCUAUUAUAGAUGGACGAUCCUCCAUCUUUUUCUAAGAUCGAUAUAAAAUAUCGAUAUAUAUAGAUGAGGACAGAAGAAGUGAGAGUGGUACCAGUAAACGUAUCGGUGAUUUUUGUUUUUUUUGUUGAUUUUUCAUUUUCUUUUUUUCUUGUUCCUGUUCUUUUUGAAGAAGCUAGGUUCUCAUCAUUUUUUUGGUAAAAAUAAACAUCAACCGGGAAUCUCGAACCUAACAAUGGUGCACUAGCC